AAUUCCAUUAGGCACAACCUGUCCUUGAAUAAGUGCUUCAUCAAGGUACCACGAGAGAAAGAUGAACCGGGAAAAGGAGGUUUCUGGAAGAUUGAUCCUCAGUAUGCAGACAGACUGAUGAACGGAGCUUUCAAAAAACGCAGGAUGCCCCCUGUGCAGAUACAUCCAGCCUUCACUGGAAGAAUCCAACAGGAGGCAAGUUCCAGUUCUUCAGCUCACCAAUCAGCAACUUCUUGGAAAAACAGCAGCAUUCUGAAGAUCAAUGUAGAAUCCCAGCAGCUGCUCAAAGAAUUUGAAGAAGUGACCAGCGACCAGAACUGGAACCCAGCCGAUGGAAAAAUGAGCCAUAAACGCAAGCAACCGCUGCCAAAACGAAUGUAUAAGGCAGCCCGCUUCUCCAGCUCCCCUAUGCUUACUCAGGAAGAACAGACAGAGCUUGGCUCUCUCAAAGGUGAUUUUGACUGGGAGGCUAUCUUUGAUACCACCUUAAAUGGUGAUUUCUCUACCUUUGAGGAUCUGGAAAUUACUCCUCCAAUCAGCCCAAUAACCAGGGAUGUAGAUUUGACAGUGCAUGGAAGACAUAUUGAUUGCCCACAGGAGUGGUGCCCAGCUGGGCAAGAUUAUGUGCUCACAGAAUCUAACCAGAGUAGCUUGGACUUUGAUGAAACAUUUAUUGCCACUUCUUUUCUUCAGCAUCCCUGGGAUGAAGGGAGAAAUGAUUACCUCUCAAAUUCUGUCAACAUGGAUCCACUGUUUGAACUCAACGAUCCUUCUUUGCAAACAGAAAUGAAUGACUGGAGCAAUGCUGGCUGUCUUUAAUGAAAGACAGUUCCCUGAUUGGAAGGUUCAAGAUUAACCAACUCUAAGAACAAGAUGGUCCCAGAGCUGCAGGACUUGACAAAAGGAAGAAUCCAUGAACACAUGAGACAGCUUUAGUAUUGGGACCCACUGUCUCACUGAAAAGUUAGGAUGGGGGAAAAAGAAGAUCUGGAUAAUUGGGCUGGAUGUAUCUAAAAGUAACUCAUUUGAUAUGGGGAACUCUAUACCCCAACAGAUAACAAAUAAUAAUAAUACAGUGUCUAUUUGUGUUCUUUUAAAGAAAUAGAGGUUUUUUCUAUUUGGGGCUAGAGGGAAAUGAAAAGGGGAUAAUUUCUUUGGGGGAGAAGGGAGGAUAUUUGAAGAGGUUGGAAGAGCAGGCCUUUUCUGGUGAUUAGGGUAUAUUAGAUCAUCUACCGUUUCCUCUUCCUUCUUUCUUUCGUUUCUUGGGUAAGUGGUUUUCCCAGGGAAGAUUUCUAGUUAAAACAUGGGACAAUCUAACAGGAAAGUACAAUUUCCAUCUCUGUUCAAGGAGUUGCAAUCACCUGUCUACCACACUAGGUCAAUUUAGAUUUUAAAACUUAUAUGCUCUAAAAUAAAUCAGUAAGUCAAAUUGUUUCAAGCUUUUAAAACAGAAGCUAUUAUCUAUCUAUAGACCUGUAAUGGAAGUUAUAUUUUUAGCUACAGAAGGCACAAUCAGUAGAGUAUUGGGUUGGGGAGGGAGGGAGGAGUAUUUGUAAUAAUGGAAAUUCAGAUUGAAGUGUAUCAAAUGCUUGUUAUUCAGAAAGAAAUAUAAUACGUAAGUGGGAACAUCUGCCACUAGAUUUUUUUAAAAAAAUCUAUACACAGGACUUGAUUUAUUCUAGAUGUUCCUUUUUACUUAUUUUUGUAUCUAAAAUACUUCUUGACUGACUCUGUACGCUGUAAUACCUAGACAUAAAAGUCAAAGUAGGUAAACCCUCGGAUGUUAACGUUUAUUUUAAAAACAUUAUACCCUUUUAUAAGUAGAAGCUUAUGAAAGGAUUUGUGGCAUGCUUCAACAGCUCAAUCGUCAGCUCAAUUGACUGAUUAUGUAGGGCUCUAUUUUCUUGUCUUUUGGUCCACCCUCAGAAUUGCUAAAACAUUUCUCUGCCUUACGUUAUGCCUUGUCUUAUGUGACUCACCAACCAGUGGCAAUGUAGAACUGAUUAAGCAAACCAAAACAACUCAUAAUUGUCAUGUUCUUUUGGGUUUCUAGACUAAAGCGGAACAUUAUAGACCACUAUAUGUAUAGCAGAAAAUACAAAAGAAAGAACAACUUAAAACUUCACUCUGAUGAAGUUACUUUUGCUUUUGAUCUAGAACUGAACUUUCUUGUCAUCCAACUAGGCACUUUGCGCCUAAAAUCAGCUGUCAUAAUAGCCUUUGAAUGUAUUCAAAUAAAGUAAAAUGAGAUAUUUAGGGUAGUUUUGGAAAAUAUGUCUUGAAAAGUAAUAGCCUUAUUAGAGACACCACAAUGGUAUUUCAUAGAUGUUAAUUUUUUAAAGGAGCUGUUCAAUGGGUCCAUUCAGGUUAAGGCUCAGUGUCCAAAUAGAAUUUACAGCACUGAAAAAUUCUGCACCAUUUUUUUCUUGCUUACAUUUCUUUAAAGCUGUUAGCCUAAGUGCUACAAAAUGCAUUUUGAAAUAUUUAUAUUUUCAUACAUUUAGUCUGUCCUAACAAACCUCUGGUGUAGAAAGUGUCACAUCCUCAGGGCAAAGGUUAUGGUGCUACAUUAUAGCAAAUACAAUGAUUUAUGUGUGAUAAAAACACUCUUCUGACCAAAUCUGUACAGAGAAAACAAGAACACGAGCCCGUUAGAUUAUGUGAAUGAAAGAGCUAGAUUUGAAUAUUUUGCAUGCUCUUAAUUUUAGAAAUUGCCCACAUCAUGGAUACACGUAUUAUCUUCUGCAGAAACAGAGAAUCUACAUUUAGAGCUUUGUGUUGUGCCACAACUCACAUUUAAUCUGCACAGGAAAAUGUAUUAUUAUUUUGUAAUACCUUCAGCACUACAACAGUUAUUUUCACAGUGAUCCCACUCUCAAUGUCUCUCUCUCUCUCUAGAGAUUUCAAGGCCUUUCCAAGUCAGCUGGAGAGUAAGUGUGAGUGAGGCAUACACAAUAAAUGUGCAUGUGAUUCUAGUUUGUUUUACACAAUUUCUCCUGAGGUUUCUGAUCAUGCAACAAGAAAGUCAAUAGAUUGUAUUUGGAGAAAAUGCAGUAUUUUCCUCAAUGUGUACUGAGCAGUCUAGAAGAAAAUGGAUGACCAACUGGUAACUUCUAGACUGCAUCCAUCCUCAGAGAUUAUUUGAUGUAGCCUCCAAGAGUCUGCAGGUUUUUGUGGCCUGCGCUUCUGGGCAAGACCAAAUUAGGUCUCCGUUUAAAGGAAAUAAAGUACAUGCUCAUGAUUCUUCUGGAACAACUUUGAGGCAUAUGGAAAAGGCUUGGAAAUAUUCCCUGAAAUAAACUUUCCCUGGUUUGUAUAUGGAAUCGGUAGUGCAAAAAAAAUAAAAUUAUAGUACUAUUUCCCUUCGCCCUAUUCAGCAUUACAUUUAUUCUUUGCAGCUUCCAGUAGCUGACUUUUCAAGAUCAUUUGGUCAUUAAGGAUUAUGGCAAUUUUAAGAAACUGGCUGUGCCAAUUCUAAAAUAUAUUGCUUCCACAGGUCUAAGAAACUGAAAAAGUAUAGUCACUGUAGAAUGAAGUACAUUCCUAUUAUUUCAUAACAGAUGUGGGAUCGCUGAUAAUAAUAGUGUUGGUAAAAACAAUUAUGCUUCCUGGCAUUGAAUAAGAUUCAGCCCACAAUUUUAUUUGUUGUGGAAAAAUUGGAGGAUAUUUUAGCAUCAGAGGUAUCCCCCUUAUUGGAGCAGGGAGGGAACUGAUCUGGAAUUCAAGCUAUUAUUUUCAGAUUCUAACCCCCAUCCUUAAUCAAAAUUUAGUCAACUUACUGGGAAUUAAAAUAUUGGAAUUUUAAAAAAAUUUAGGGAAGGGGGAAUAUGUGAGUGAGAAAGAAGCUUUGCUGUUGUAAACAAUAUGAGCAGUCUUAACCAUAUCAGAAGAUACAUGUACAUGAUUUUUUUUUAAAUUAAAAAAUGGAAUAACUGCUGGAAAACCUCUAUUUUUAGUAAGUGAUGGAAUAACAGAAUUUAAAACUAAUGUGAAAAUGGAAUUUACGUGCAAAAUGGACCAUCUGAACAGCAUCAGUUUUGAAACAAUUGAGGAAUAGUAUGUCACAUUUAAAAUUAGGAAUAUUGUAAUUCCAUGAAUUCAGAUUUGAAAUUGGUUCAGUAAUAAUUGUGAUCUAUACAGAUUUUAGUCUUUUAAAAUCCUGUUGGUUUAACUAACUUUUCUACUGAGGUCGGUUAAUACACAUUGGAUCUGGCUUAGUCCAGUCCACUGCUUUUUACCAUAGGAUAUGGCACUUCAAAAUGCAGGCCCACACAUGACCACAUAAAGCAAAUAAUUUAAUGCAUCUGAAUAAUAGCUUACCUUUCCCUUACCAAUAAUUGCAUAGCAAUGUAGUUUAGCAGGAUGUUUAAAGCUGCAACUUUAUGUACAUUUGCUGUCUUUAUAUUCAAAUUAAUUGGAGCUUUGCUAUUGAUUUCUGUAGGUUAUAUACAAUGACUCCAACCUAAUUUAGAAGCCUGUGACGGUUGUAUAUUCUAAUUUAAAUGUUCUAAUUAGGUAAUCGAACUAGUGUUUAUUUUGUAAAUUUAGAAUCCUGAAUUUGUUUCAGCUCUUUUCAGCAAAAGCAGAUGCCAGUGAAAUUGGUCUGUGUUUCUGGACUGACUGUUGCUGAAAACUCUGCUUCCAUUCUUCUUUUUGGAAAGUAAUAGUAAUAAUAAACAUAAUGUCAGCAUUUUGGACCACCGGCUGCUGUCAAGAUUGAAUGAAGUACUAUGGAGCAAAGCCAGUUUGCUAUUGGAACAAGUCGAGAGCUCUCUCUGAAUGGCUAUAGUACAAAUGUAAAGCCUCUGUAAUGAUUCAGCCUCUUUAAUUCCCAACCAAGGAACUCUAAAAGUUAUAACUCUGUGAAUGGCAGUGAAUCUGUCAAUUACAUCUCUGCACCUGACAGAACUACAGUUCCAUGAGAAUUCUAACAAGAUACCGAAGAGUGAAAAUGAAUAAUUUCUACGCAGGGGGGCUUUUAUGCUGUAAACAUACUGUUUUCUAUAGCAGGUUACACAUUGUAUUGCAUCCAGGAUUUCACACUGCAAUGAGUAGCAUGCUUUCGUUUUAGGCUUUGGGUUCAUAAAUUUACUAUAGCGCUGACAGAACAUGAGUCUGGUUUCAAAUCUGUCCCACUUUGUAGUUAUUUCUUCAGUCAUCGUUCACUUGCGAAAUUGCUCCAGGAGUGGGUUGAACUAUCAAAUCUGGAAAAGUGCACUGCACAUCUUUCAAGAACUUGGAAACUUACUGGCAAUUAAAUCUUACCAUUACUGGAUAUCAAACCAGACAUGGGGAAGGGGGAGCGUUGGUUGGUUUUGCUUUUUCUUAACAUAAUUAUUUCCUUUCUGUUCCAUUUUAAUGGCUUGGAUUGGGGUUUGUUCCUACUCAUGGUUGAAAAAUGGCAACAAUACGUGUGCAAUUUAACUAUGGAAAGCUGUUUGCUAUUAAAAAAAAAUAAAAAAAACAUUGGUACA
Protobothrops mucrosquamatus (brown spotted pit viper) is the source of this 5474-nucleotide messenger RNA. It is a transcript of the gene FOXJ1, whose product is annotated as forkhead box J1. The transcript has a single exon. Gene Ontology annotation, biological process: regulation of DNA-templated transcription. Gene Ontology annotation, molecular function: DNA-binding transcription factor activity; sequence-specific DNA binding. Lineage: Eukaryota; Metazoa; Chordata; Lepidosauria; Squamata; Viperidae. The record is from RefSeq and is a predicted model, not a curated record. The annotation marks the transcript as partial.